Messenger RNA from Oncorhynchus nerka (sockeye salmon), 2825 nucleotides. RefSeq names its product threonyl-tRNA synthetase 1 (gene tars1). Gene Ontology annotation, biological process: threonyl-tRNA aminoacylation. The transcript has 18 exons. The coding region runs from base 111 to 2276 and encodes 721 amino acids. Gene Ontology annotation, cellular component: cytoplasm. Gene Ontology annotation, molecular function: threonine-tRNA ligase activity; ATP binding. The record is from RefSeq and is a predicted model, not a curated record. NCBI's taxonomy places the organism in Eukaryota, Metazoa, Chordata, Actinopteri, Salmoniformes, Salmonidae.
UGCAUCAGUUAGUGACGCAAUAUCCGGGACACGAUCUUGCCGGUGAGCUGGCUGAACUGAUUCACUUAACACAAUUGAAACAAUAUAUUUACGGGUAUAGUAUUCGUGUAAUGGCGGAAAAGAGCAUGGCGGAGCAAAUGGAGGAGUUGAAAGUUGACGACGGGAAAAAGGGAGGAGGAGCCAAAGAUGGAGAGAAGAAGAAGAAGAAGGUGGCAGCGGGAGACGCUGGUGGGAAGACAGAGCUGUCCCCUCCUCCCGGGUACAUGGAGGAGCGUCUGUCCCUCUACACUAAACUGAAGGAGGAGCAUGAUGCUCUGAUGGCAGAGAGGGCAGAGAAGGACAGUAAAUCCAUCAAGGUGACUCUGCCAGAUGGGAAGGUGGUGGAGGCUGAGUCCUGGAAGACCACACCCUACCAGGUGGCUGCUGGCAUCAGUCAGGGUCUAGCUGACGCCACCGUGAUCGCUAAGGUGAACAGCUCUGUGUGGGACCUGGACCGACCUCUAGAGGAAAACUGCAGUCUGCAGCUACUCAAGUUUGAUGACGACGAGGCUAAAGCUGUGUACUGGCACUCCAGUGCCCACAUAAUGGGUGAGGCAAUGGAGAGGGUCUACGGAGGCUGCUUGUGUUACGGUCCGCCCAUCGAGAACGGCUUCUACUACGACAUGUUCCUGGACCAAGAGGGGGUGUCCAGCAAUGACUUCCCCUGCUUGGAGAACUUGUGUAAGAAGAUCAUCAAGGAGAAGCAGCCCUUCGAGAGGCUGGAGAUCAAGAAGGAGACUCUCCUGGAGAUGUUCAAGUACAACAAAUUUAAGUGCCGGAUCCUGAAUGAGAAGGUGACCACCCCAACCACUACUGUGUACAGGUGUGGUCCGCUGAUUGACUUGUGCCGAGGACCCCAUGUCCGACACACUGGAAAGAUCAAGGCCCUGAAGAUCCACAAGAACUCCUCUACCUACUGGGAGGGCAAGGCCGACAUGGAGACUCUUCAGAGGAUCUACGGCAUCUCCUUCCCUGAUCCUAAGAUGCUAAAGGAGUGGGAACGCUUCCAGGAGGAGGCCAAGAACAGGGACCACCGCAAACUGGGACGGGAACAGGAUCUGUUCUUCUUCCAUGAUCUGUCUCCAGGCAGUUGUUUCUUCCUGCCUAAAGGAUCCUACAUCUACAACAGUCUGGUGGACUUCAUCAGGUCUGAGUACCGUAAGCGAGGCUUCCAGGAGGUGGUAACCCCUAACAUCUAUAACAGUAAGCUGUGGCAGGCAUCAGGCCACUGGCAGCACUACAGUGACAACAUGUUCUCCUUCGAAGUGGAGAAGGAGGUGUUCGCCCUCAAACCUAUGAACUGCCCGGGACAUUGUCUGAUGUUUGACCACCGACCGCGGUCCUGGAGGGAGCUGCCUCUGCGAAUGGCUGACUUCGGCGUGCUGCAUCGUAACGAGCUGUCUGGCGCUCUGACUGGGCUGACCCGGGUACGACGCUUCCAGCAGGACGAUGCCCACAUCUUCUGCACCAUGGACCAGAUUGAGGAGGAGAUUAAGGGCUGUCUGGACUUCCUGCGUACAGUCUACGAGUGUUUUGGUUUCUCCUUCAAACUCAACCUGUCCACCCGGCCUGAGAAGUUCCUGGGAGAGCCUGCGGUCUGGGAUCAGGCUGAGAAGCAACUGGAGAACAGUCUGAAUGAGUUUGGCGAGAAGUGGGUCCUCAACCCUGGAGACGGGGCCUUCUACGGACCGAAGAUUGACAUCCAGAUCAAGGAUGCUAUUGGUCGAUACCAUCAGUGUGCCACCAUCCAGCUGGACUUCCAGCUACCAAUCCGCUUCAACCUCACCUUUGUCAGCCAUGAUGGAGACGAUAAGCAGAGGCCAGUCAUCAUCCACAGAGCCAUCCUGGGAUCAGUAGAGAGGAUGAUUGCUAUCCUCACUGAGAACUACGGAGGGAAAUGGCCGCUGUGGCUGUCUCCUCGUCAGGUGAUGGUGGUACCUGUAGGACCCACAUUGGAUGACUAUGCUCAGAAGAUCCGUGAUGAUUUCCACCGUGGAGGUCUGAUGACAGACGUAGACUGUGAUGCCAGCUGCACCCUGAACAAGAAGAUACGCAACGCACAGCUGGCACAGUACAACUUCAUCCUGGUUGUGGGAGAGAAGGAGAAGACCAGCGAGACGGUGAACGUGCGCACGCGUGACAACAAGGUGCACGGAGAGCGCAGCGUCAAUGAGUGUAUGGAGCGUCUCAAACAGCUGAAGGCCUCACGCAGCCGCAACGCGGAGGAGGAAUUCUGAUACCGCUGACGGGUCCUUCAGUGAACCGCAUCUCGGAGGAUUUCAACUUCACUGGUUCAACUUCAAACACAAAGUGCGGAACUUCCGAGUCCUUAGGGGGGGAGCUCACUCGCUCGGUCUUUUACUUAACUUGACUACGCAUCUGUCUGCAUUUCUUAAUAAAGGUUUUUUUUUUUUGCUUUUUGAGAUCACAUUCUAAUUCGUUGAACGUUUUGAUAAAACAAAGCAUAAAUCACAACUCUUUCAAUGUCCUCCAAUGUCCUCCAAUGGAACCAAUGUCCUCCAAUGGAACCAAUGUCCUCUCUUGUAAUAUGUGAAACUCAUGAUACUGUCGAUGAUCUGUUGUGGAAAUGUUACAAGGGAUGACCUCUACUUUUAAAUUGAUUUAUACCACUUUGCCUCUUUCUCCUCACUGGUUUACAUUAUAAAGGGAAACAAGACAGGGUUACUGCUGUCAACUGUAGGAAUAACCGUUUUCAUGACAUCAAAGAAUUGUAAAUAUGUAAUGCAAUUUUGAAAACGUAAAAAAAUAAAAUAUUUCUUACAUUA